This is a messenger RNA of Momordica charantia (bitter melon), 2395 nucleotides long. Its product is annotated as phenylalanine ammonia-lyase-like. NCBI's taxonomy places the organism in Eukaryota, Viridiplantae, Streptophyta, Magnoliopsida, Cucurbitales, Cucurbitaceae. The record is from RefSeq and is a predicted model, not a curated record. Gene Ontology annotation, molecular function: ammonia-lyase activity. Gene Ontology annotation, cellular component: cytoplasm. Gene Ontology annotation, biological process: L-phenylalanine catabolic process.
CCAGAGAGAUCAAUCCCAUUUGUUCUAACACAAAGUAACCAUUCUUAUAUUCUUUCAUUUCUUUGGAUCUUCUUCUCUUCUCUUCCUUUAACAUGGCACCCGCAGAGCAAUGUACAAAGAAUGCUUCAUUUGAGAGAUUCUGCACCACUGCUCAUCCAGACCCUCUUAACUGGGGUGUGGCUGCUGAAUCCCUCAAGGGAAGUCAUCUCGAUGAGGUGAAGCGCAUGGUAGAGGAGUAUCGAAAGCCCGUCGUGAAGCUUGGAGGAGAGACGCUCACCAUUUCUCAAGUGGCUGCCAUUGCUACACGAGACUCUGAUGUCUUGGUGGAGCUGGCUGAGUCGGCAAGAGCGGGCGUCAAAGCCAGUAGUGAUUGGGUGAUGGAGAGUAUGAACAAAGGGACGGAUAGCUACGGUGUCACUACGGGAUUUGGUGCCACGUCUCAUAGAAGAACCAAACAAGGUGGAGCUCUUCAAAAGGAAUUGAUUCGAUUCUUGAAUGCUGGGAUUUUUGGAAGCGGGGCUGAAUCUGACCACAUUUUGCCUCACUCGGCAACGAGGGCUGCAAUGUUGGUGAGAAUCAACACUCUACUUCAAGGCUACUCGGGUAUUAGAUUCGAGAUUUUGGAAGCCAUAACCAAGCUUCUCAAUAACAACAUCACUCCAUGCUUGCCUCUUCGUGGAACAAUUACUGCUUCUGGAGAUUUAGUUCCUCUUUCUUAUAUUGCUGGAUUACUCACUGGUCGACCCAACUCUAAAGCCAUGGGACCAAAUGGAGAAAAUCUUAAUGCAAAGGAGGCUUUCAAACAAGCUGGUAUUCCUACUAACUUCUUUGAGUUGCAGCCUAAGGAAGGUCUUGCUCUUGUCAAUGGUACUGCUGUUGGUUCUGGAUUGGCUUCCAUUGUUCUCUUUGAGGCGAAUAUUUUGGCAGUUUUGUCAGAGAUUUUGUCUGCUAUUUUUGCUGAAGUUAUGCAAGGUAAGCCUGAAUUUACCGAUCAUUUGACCCAUAAGUUGAAGCACCAUCCUGGUCAAAUUGAGGCAGCUGCAAUUAUGGAACACAUUUUAGAUGGAAGCUCUUACAUGAAAACUGCCAAAAAAUUGCAUGAAAUUGAUCCUCUCCAGAAGCCUAAACAAGAUCGUUAUGCUCUUAGAACUUCUCCUCAAUGGCUUGGUCCAUUGAUUGAAGUUAUUCGAUUUUCAACAAAGUCUAUUGAGCGGGAGAUCAAUUCAGUCAACGACAAUCCUUUAAUUGAUGUUUCAAGAAACAAGGCUUUGCAUGGAGGCAACUUCCAAGGAACUCCAAUUGGAGUAUCAAUGGACAAUACUCGUUUGGCUAUAGCUUCAAUUGGAAAGCUCAUUUUCGCUCAAUUCUCUGAGCUAGUUAAUGACUUCUACAACAAUGGUUUGCCAUCAAAUCUUUCUGCAAGUAGAAAUCCAAGUUUGGAUUAUGGAUUUAAAGGUGCUGAGAUUGCCAUGGCUUCCUAUUGCUCUGAACUUCAAUAUCUAGCAAAUCCUGUGACUAGUCAUGUCCAAAGUGCUGAGCAACAUAAUCAAGAUGUUAACUCUCUUGGUUUAAUUUCGUCGAGGAAAACAUCUGAAGCCAUUGACAUUUUGAAGCUCAUGUCUUCCACAUUUUUGGUUGCACUUUGUCAAGCAAUUGACUUGAGGCAUUUGGAAGAAAACUUGAAGAAUGUAGUGAAGACCACUGUAAGUCAAGUGGCCAAGAAAGUCCUCACCACAGGUGUUAAUGGUGCGCUUCACCCAUCCAGAUUUUGUGUGAAAGAUUUAUUGAAAGUGGUUGACAGAGAAUAUACCUUCGCUUACAUUGAUGACCCAUGUAGUGCCACUUACCCAUUGAUGCAAAAAUUGAGACAAGUACUUGUUGAACAUGCUUUAGAAAAUGGUGAAGAUGAAAAGAACACAAGCACCUCAAUCUUUCAAAAGAUUGAAGCUUUUGAGGAGGAACUCAAAGCAAUCUUGCCCAAGGAAGUAGAAAAUGCAAGAUUGUCCUAUGAAAAUGGAACCUCAAUGGUUCAAAACCAAAUUGAAGAAUGCAGAUCUUAUCCAUUAUACAAGUUUGUGAGGGAAGAGUUGGGAACUGGAUUGCUGACCGGAGAGAAAGUGAUAUCUCCCGGAGAAGAGUGUGAAAAAGUGUUCACAGCUCUUUGCCAAGGAAAAAUGAUCGACCCAAUUUUCGAAUGUUUAAAGGAGUGGAACGGUGCUCCAAUUCCAAUCUGCUAAUUAUGUUGAUGCUGAACCAGAGGAUCCAACAUUCAACCUGUUGAAACUUAGGAACAGGCACUUUUUAUAUGUUUGUCUUUUUUCCCCUCUUUUUAAUCAAGUAUAUGUCACUGUGUAAUAUUUGAUUAUUUACCCUAAUGAAUAUUCAACAUAAAUUU